AUGAAAUUCUUUCUUGCUUAUCCUUUAAUCCUCGUAAUUCUCUUGGUCAACGAUGCCUUAUCGAUUCCAUUAUCAGAUGAUAAAAAUAUUUGUGACCAUCAAAAGUUAAAUAAAGGCAAGCAAGAUCCUAAAGGAACUUGCUCUACGACCAUCCAAGGAGAGAUACCAUCUGUCGACAAUAUGGUUGCAACAAUUAUCACCUCCCCAGAUAAUAAUAAAGUAUUGAAGUCUAAAGUGCCAUUCAACGUUUCGUUUUUAGUUGGUAAUUUAGCAACCGGAUUCUUUAGUGAUCCAGAUACACAAUAUUACACCUUACCGCAAACACUUAGCAAACAUGGUUUGAUAAGAGGUCAUGUACAUGUUACCAUUCAAAGUAUUAAUGAAAAUAGACUUCCAAAUACCAAGGAUUUUGUAUUCUUUAAAGGUGUAAAUGAUAAGGCCGAUAAACAUGGUAGAUUAAGUGUUGAAGUCGAAAGUGGUUUAAGUCCUGGACGUUUUAGAAUUUGCACCAUUAGUGGAUCUUUUUCACAUCAACCCCCACUUUUGCCAAUCGCAAAAAGGGGUGCUGCGGAUGAUUGUAUAAGAAUUACUGUAGAAGGUAAAGGUGCAACUUUAGAAAAUGCUGAAAAUGUUCCUGUAAAAGCACCUGUAGUAGUAAAUAGUGAAAAUGUUCCUGUAAAUGUACCUGCAAAAAAUGGUAAAAACAAAAGGGCAAUGUCAGGGAAGAUUUAA
Funneliformis mosseae is the source of this 732-nucleotide messenger RNA. The record is from the annotation of a GenBank genome assembly. NCBI's taxonomy places the organism in Eukaryota, Fungi, Glomeromycota, Glomeromycetes, Glomerales, Glomeraceae.